Molecule: messenger RNA, 1170 nt
Organism: Xyrauchen texanus (razorback sucker)
Lineage: Eukaryota; Metazoa; Chordata; Actinopteri; Cypriniformes; Catostomidae
Gene: prim2
Product: DNA primase subunit 2
Biological process (GO): DNA replication, synthesis of primer
Cellular component (GO): alpha DNA polymerase:primase complex
Source: RefSeq, a predicted model, not a curated record
UUAAAAAGAUUUUUUAUUCAACAGGAAAUGGAUCUUUUCAGAUACCGGUUCAGCUGCCUUUCUUCAAAGCACAAGACUGACGUUCUGCAUCAAUCAGGGCUGAUUUACGAGGUAAGUGCAGAGGAAAAGAAAAGCAUCAGAGACAAGCUCAUCAACUCAAGUUAUGGUUUGAAUGGAAUCACUGUUGAAGAGUUUUCUGUGACAAAGGUCCCAUUUCAGGAUGCCCUUGAUUUAGUGCAGUCCAGGAAAGUCUACUUGCUGGCUGGCAAUGCCUAUAUUCCCCACCAGGAGAUUGUACUUAAUGACUUCCACACAAGACUAUCCAAAGCACUUGCCAUGGCAGCACGAUCCCUGCCAGCAGUACAAUCUGAUGAACGACUCCAGCCACUUUUGAAUCUCCACUGUUUACACGCCUAUGUGGGUCAGGACUACAGCAUUCAGAAGAACAUUGGGAAAGUUUCACUGGAACAGAUCCAGUAACCUCAACCACUGAGCCACCACUGCCCCAUCUUUCCUUAUCUUCACUUCUUCCAGGUACUGAGAGAGGACCACCACCUGCGCCACGGUGGACACAUGCAGUAUGGCCUCUUCCUCAAGAGUAUUGGUCUUACUCUAGAACAGGCCCUGCAGUUCUGGAGGUCAGAGUCUGUCAAAGGUAAAGUCGGUGCAGACAAGUUUGACAAAGCAUAUGCUUACAGCAUCCACCACAUGUUCGGGAAGGAAGGCAAGCGCACUGACUACACCCCCUACAGUUGUAUGAAACUGAUUUUGUCAAAUCCACCCAGCCAAGGCAACUACCAUGGAUAUCCAUUCCGCCACAAUGGCCCUGAGCUCUUGAAACAGAAGUUGCAGUCCUAUAAAAUCUCCCCCAGUGGGAUCAAUCAGAUUCUGGAGCUAGUCAAGGGAAUGAAUCAGCUGGCCUGCCAGAAGUACUUUGAGCUGACACACAGUAUUGAGGAUGCUGGGUUUUCUAUUAAUCACCCUAACCAGUACUUCAUGGAGAGUCAAAGGCUUCUUGGUGGAGGCAGGGACAUCAAGAAAUUAGUUGAGAUGUCCCACAGAGGACAGAAUGUGUCAAACAAUGCACCCAACAUGCCCUGUCCACCUCAAGCAAACUCCAAACAGACCCAAGAAGAGAUGGGGGUAAACUCUUUUUUCCAGGAUGAGUGA